AUGUCACCUAACCAGGACUAUUCCUCCACACCUCUGUGCAUCCCUCUCCACCCCUCUAUACCCCUCUGCACCCGCCAGGUGGACCUGAUGGCUCGCUCCCUCCAGCGCGUGGGCAUCCGCAGGGCGCUGGUGGUGCACUCCAAGGGGCUCGAUGAGAUCUCCCCCAUGGGUAUGUCAGUCCGCCCCUCAACAUGGAUAGUCUCUCUCCCCAAUGGGUCAGUCACUCUCCCCCAUGGGUCACUUACUCUCCCCCAUGGGUCAGUCUCUCUCCCCCAUGGGUCAGUCACUCUCCCCCAUGAGUCACUCUCCCCCAUGGGCCCGGCAGACGUGACACAAGACUCUGUUCGCCCCUUCGGGGUCAUACAUUCGUUCUCCUCCCCCUGUAGACUCUCACCCGCGCCCGUGGCAGCGGACUACGGCAUAGCGCGGUGCACAAUAGAGGACCUCAAGGGCGGGGUCAAGGCACUCAACGCGCAGCAGGUGGCCAUCGCUGAUGCUCUUGUGAGUGCCAGGGAGGGCAGCAGUGGGAGUGCGAAGCCGAAACCCUUAACCCACUUCUGUGAACAUGUGACUGCUUACUAUCUCACACGUUCCCCCCUGCCUGCUCUCCUCGUCGUCACUCAGCAUAUUCGUCUCCCCUCUCUCCUGUCAUCCCUCCUCAUCUUUCAUUCCGUGCUCACAGUCCCUGGUACUCCCGCACCUCCUCUCUUCCUUCCUUCUCUCCCUGCAGGUGCUGAAUGCAGGCACGGGGCUGGCAGCGUGUGGGGUGGCAAAGGAUGUGGGCGAGGGCAUAGCCAUGGCUCAGGAGGCGCAGCGCAGUGGCAAAGCUAUCAGCGUGCUUGA
This is a messenger RNA of Closterium sp. Naga37s-1, 843 nucleotides long. The record is from the annotation of a GenBank genome assembly. NCBI's taxonomy places the organism in Eukaryota, Viridiplantae, Streptophyta, Zygnematophyceae, Desmidiales, Closteriaceae.